UCUAUCUUCUUUGUCCCUUGUCAGUUCUUACCUUAUUCAUUGGGUCACUGAUCUAUCUAUUUCUCUCCAGAAUCUUGAUAAAAUCGCUUCUCACUCCACCGACUUUUCUUGCAUUCUGUUUUCCAGCCAGAACACCCUUUCACGCCAUGGAUCUUGAACCGGAAGAGCUCCAAUUCUUAACCAUACCAGAAAUUUUGAGGGAAUCAAUUGCAAUCCCCAAACGUUCUCCAAAAACCUUCUACCUCAUAACCCUAACCCUAAUUUUCCCUCUUUCUUUUGCCAUCUUAGCCCAUUCUCUCUUUACUCACCCUCUCUUGGCUCAACUUGAAGACCACCCAUCAGCUGAUCCCAAUCAAACCCGCCAUGAAUGGACCCUUCUCAUGAUCUUCCAGUUCUGUUAUCUAAUCUUUCUUUUUGCUUUCUCUCUGCUCUCAACAGCUGCUGUUGUUUUCACUGUUGCCUCUCUUUACACAUCCAAGCCUGUGACUUUCUCUUCUACCAUUUCUGCUAUACCCAGGGUUUUCAAGCGCUUGUUUAUUACGUUUUUGUGGGUGUCUUUGUUGAUGUUGCUUUAUAACUCUGUAAUCCUUAUCUUCUUGGUCAUUUUCGUUAUUGCCGUCGAUACCCAGAACGUCGUUUUGCUCUUUUUAUCUCUGGUGGUGAUUUUCGUGUUCUUCUUGGUUGUCCAUGUGUAUAUAACUGCUUUAUGGCACUUGGCUAGUGUGGUUUCUGUGCUUGAGCCCAUUUAUGGGAUUGCCGCAAUGAAGAAGAGCUAUGAGUUGCUAAAGGGAAGGGCUCGUAUGGCUGCGGUGCUUGUGUUUGGGUAUUUGGCAAUUUGUGGGGUCAUUGGAGGGAUUUUUGGGUCUGUGGUGGUGCAUGGAGGAGACAAAUAUGGUGUUUUUACGAGAAUUGUUGUUGGUGGGUUUUUCGUGGGGGUGUUGGUGAUUGUAAAUCUGGUGGGUUUGUUGGUGCAGAGUGUUUUUUACUAUGUUUGCAAGAGCUAUCACCACCAAGGAAUCGAUAAGAGUGUUUUACAUGAUCAUCUUGGUGGCUACCUUGGAGAAUAUGUCCCUUUGAAAAGCAGCAUUCAGAUGGAGAACUUGGAUGACUAAGGGGCGCCAAAUGAUGAAGAAAUGGCAUCAUUUAUACAAGACCUAGCUGUUGUCUCUUGGAAAGUUUCAUUUCCAGGUUGGUGUUUUCCUUCAAUUUUAUCUUCUCGAUUUCUCAUUGACAUAUCGAAAAUAUCGGUUUUAUUCCUUUGAUUUGCACAGGGAUUAGAGAAUCCUCCUUGUAUUUGUUAACAGUGCACUGAUUGUUCUAAUGGUGGUUGUAGUUUAUAAAGCAUAAAGCUGUUAUCUCUGUUGA
Messenger RNA from Hevea brasiliensis (rubber tree), 1365 nucleotides. RefSeq lists its product as uncharacterized. The record is from RefSeq and is a predicted model, not a curated record. NCBI's taxonomy places the organism in Eukaryota, Viridiplantae, Streptophyta, Magnoliopsida, Malpighiales, Euphorbiaceae. The transcript has 2 exons. Bases 147 to 1112 code for a protein of 321 amino acids.